This is a messenger RNA of Dictyostelium discoideum AX4, 1791 nucleotides long. Its product is annotated as AMP-dependent synthetase and ligase domain-containing protein. The record is from RefSeq and is a predicted model, not a curated record. Bases 1 to 1791 code for a protein of 596 amino acids. Gene Ontology annotation, molecular function: medium-chain fatty acid-CoA ligase activity. Lineage: Eukaryota; Evosea; Eumycetozoa; Dictyosteliales; Dictyosteliaceae. The transcript is spliced from 3 exons.
AUGGAAAAUAAUAAACCUUAUAAGUUUAUAGACAGAAAUUUAAAUAUCAUUAAAAAAAGUGGUAGUUAUGAAAAUAUUUAUAAAUCAUUUAAAUAUGAAAUACCAGAAUAUUUUAAUAUUGGUUUAGAAGUUUGUGAUUAUUAUGCAAAUGAUCCUAAUAAAAUGAAUAAUAUUGCAAUUAAACAUAUUUAUGAUACUGAUGAUAAACAAAUUUUAAAAGAGUAUACAUUUAAAGAAAUUAAAAUUAAAUCAAAUCAAUUGGCAAAUAAAUUUAAAGAAAUUGGUUUAAAUAAAAAAGGUGAAGUUGUUGGUGUUUUUUUAACACAAGGAAUUGAAUGUGCUUUAUCACAUAUUACAAUAUUAAGAAGUGGUUUUAUUGGAUUAUUAUUAUCAGUUUUAUUUGGACCAGAAGCUUUAGAAUAUAGAAUUUCAUCAUCAUCAGCUUCAUGUGUUAUCACUGAUUUAGAUAAUAUUCAUAAACUAUUAAAAGUAGUUCCAAAUUUACCAAGUUUAAAGAAAAUUAUUGUAUUUGGUGAUAAUUUAAAUUCAAUUAAUUAUUCAAAACAUAAAAAUAUUGUUGAAUUAUGGAAUGAAAAUAUUUGUAAUAAUUAUUCAAAAGAAUUUGAACCAAUUAUAACCAAAUCAAAUGAACCAGCAUAUUUAAUAUAUACAUCAGGUACAACUGGGUUGCCAAAAGGAUGUUUACAUGCACAUAGAGUAUUAAUUGGUAAUAAUGUUGGAUUACAAUUCACAUUGAAUCUAUUCCCUCAAAAUACAGUAUCAGUAACAGAGAAUUGUUAUUAUUCACCCGCUGAUUGGGCAUGGAUUGGUGGAUUAUUAGUAGUGUUUUUACCAUCAUUAUAUUUUGGUGUACCUUUGUUAGCAUAUAAAUCAAAAGGUCCAUUUGAUGCAAAGAAAUUAUUAACACUAGUGAAAACUCAUAAUGUAACAAUGUCAUUCUUACCACCAUCUGCAUUGAAAAUGAUAAAGUUUCAAAAGGAUCAAUUAAAAGAUCAUAAAAUUAAUAAUAUGUUGGCAAUCAAUAGUGGUGGUGAAAGUUUAGGUGAGAAUUUAUUAGUUUGGUCAAAAGAUCAAUUUGGUGUUGAAGUUGCUGAAUUUAUUGGGCAGAGUGAAGGAAACUUCAUUACUGGUAAUUGUUUAGAUUUAUUCCCUCCAAAGAAUGGAUCAAUGGGUAAACCAAUACCAGGGAGCAAUGUCAGAAUAUUAAAUGAUAAUGGUGAGCGAGUACCUCACGAUGAAGUUGGUUAUUUAUGUAUAGAAUUUACAGGUGAUAAUGCAAAUCAAUUCUUAGGUUAUUGGAAUGACCCUAGUUCAACAGAGAAAAGAAUGAUUUUCUCAAAAGAAAGUGGUACCAAAUGGAUAAAAACUGGUGACCUUGCAAAAGAGGAUAGUGAUGGCUACUUUUGGUAUAUUGGUAGAGAUGAUGAUGUUAUUAAUUCAAGUGGUUAUCGUAUUGGUCCAAAUGAAAUUGAAGGUUGCCUACUAAAACAUCCAUUAAUUUUAAAUGUUGCUGUUAUUGGUAUACCUGAUGAAAUUCGUGGUGAAGUUGUAAAAGCAUAUAUUGUUUUAAAUCAAUCAGUAACACCUUCACAAGAGAUAAAAAAAGAAAUUCAAAAUUAUGUUAAAACUCAAUUAUCAGCUCAUCAAUAUCCAAGAGAAAUUGAAUUUAUAAAUCCAAAUGAAAUGCCAAUCACAACAACUGGUAAAAUUAUGAGAAAUUCAUUAAGGCAAUUACAUAAAAUGAAAAGUAAUAAUAAAUCAAAAAUUUAA